Messenger RNA from Marmota flaviventris (yellow-bellied marmot), 1257 nucleotides. It is a transcript of the gene Hoxa10, whose product is annotated as homeobox A10. The record is from RefSeq and is a predicted model, not a curated record. Gene Ontology annotation, molecular function: RNA polymerase II cis-regulatory region sequence-specific DNA binding; DNA-binding transcription factor activity, RNA polymerase II-specific. Gene Ontology annotation, cellular component: nucleus. Gene Ontology annotation, biological process: regulation of transcription by RNA polymerase II. NCBI's taxonomy places the organism in Eukaryota, Metazoa, Chordata, Mammalia, Rodentia, Sciuridae.
AUGUCAGCCAGAAAGGGCUAUCUGCUCCCUUCGCCAAAUUAUCCCACAACAAUGUCAUGCUCGGAGAGCCCCGCCGCGAACUCUUUUUUGGUGGACUCGCUCAUCAGCUCGGGCAGAGGCGAAGCGGGAGGUGGUGGAGGUGGCGCUGGGGGCGGCGGCGGCAGUGGUUACUACGCCCACGGCGGGGUCUACCUGCCGCCUGCCACCGACCUGCCCUACGGGCUGCAGAGCUGCGGGCUCUUCCCCGCACUGGGCGGCAAGCGCAAUGAGCCGGCUUCGCCUGGCGGUGGUGGCGGUAGCGGGGCCCUGGGCCCCGGAGCGCACGGCUAUGCGCCGGCGCCCAUAGACCUGUGGCUAGAUGCACCCCGGUCCUGCCGGAUGGAGCCGCCUGAGGGGCCGCCGUCGCAGCAGCAGCAGCAGCCACCUCAGCAGCAGCCGCCGCCCCCGCCACAACCACCCCAGGCCCCACCACAGGCCACCUCGUGCUCUUUCGCCCAGAACAUCAAAGAAGAGAGCUCCUACUGCCUCUACGACUCGGCGGACAAAUGCCCCAAAAGCUCAGCGGCCACCACCGAUCUGGCCCCCUUCCCGCGGGGCCCGCCGCCCGACGGCUGCGCCCUAGGAGCCUCCAGUGGAGUGCCAGUGCCCGGCUACUUCCGCCUCUCUCAGGCCUACGGCACGGCCAAGGGCUACGGCAGCAGCGGCAGCGGCGGUGGCGUGCAGCAGCUCGGCGCCAGUCCAUUCCCGGCGCAGCCCCCGGGGCGCGGUUUCGACCCGCCACCGGCACUCGCCUCUGGCUCGGCCGAUGCCGCCCGGAAGGAGCGAGCCCUCGAUUCUCCGCCGCCCGCAACGCUAGUUUGCGGCGGCGGCGGUGGGGGCUCGCAGGGCGACGAGGAGGCGCACGCCUCAUCCUCCGCCGCGGAGGAGCUCUCCCCGGCCCCUUCCGAGAGCAGCAAAGCCUCGCCCGAGAAGGACUCCCUGGGCAAUUCCAAAGGCGAAAACGCAGCCAACUGGCUCACUGCAAAGAGCGGCCGGAAGAAGCGCUGCCCGUACACCAAGCACCAGACUCUGGAGCUGGAGAAAGAGUUUCUGUUCAACAUGUACCUUACUCGAGAGCGGCGCCUAGAGAUCAGCCGCAGCGUCCACCUCACGGACAGACAAGUGAAAAUCUGGUUUCAGAACCGCAGGAUGAAACUGAAGAAAAUGAACCGAGAAAAUCGGAUCCGGGAGCUCACAGCCAACUUUAAUUUUUCCUGA